CCUACUCUUGGCUCCCCAUUUGACACUGAGAGUCCAUUGCCAGGACAUCUGGCCGAUGCGAACAAAUCGACUUCAAGUUUUAAAAGUCCUGAACAAAAAAAUGACAGAACUUUACAAUUAGGUGGUCCUAAAAACGAUUCUAAUGGUGUGGUGCAAUACAAUGCUGAAGAUGAUGAAGAUGUUAAGCAAGAAGAGAUAUCAUUAAUAAAUGUUUCUGAGUUACUUAAUGAUUUUGACUGGAAAGGGAGUGGUAACGCUGCUGCUUUAGAAGAGAGGUUAUUGAAUGAACUUGCUGCAUUGGAAGCUGCCAAUAUUCAUGCCAUGGUGGAAUCGGAUGAUAGGGUUAACUCGGUUAUUGAACAAAUUGACAAAGCAAUUAAUGAGUUGGAUAAUAUGGAUCAAUGGCUUUCUUUAUAUACUGCCGAAUUAAACUCUAUGGGAGAUGAGGAUAUACAUCACAUUGAAUCUCAAAACCGAGGUCUACAAGUUCAAACGGCUAAUCAAAAAGCCUUGCUAUCUGAACUUGAUCGACUUAUACAAACCAUCAGUAUUCCUGACCAUGUGAUUAAAAUCCUCCGUCAAGAAUCGAUGGACACUCCUCAAGGUGUUCAGAACAUUGAGCAAGCAGCUGAGCAAUUAAAACUUGCAAUAGAAACACCGUUUGAUAAAUCUUUACAAGAGAUGAAAGCUAUACAAGAAAAAAUAGAAUCAUAUAAAUAUCAUGCUAAAGGUUUCUGUUCCCGGUUUUGUGAAUAUAUGCGUAUGAUGUUCCAAUACCAA
This is a messenger RNA of Racocetra persica, 780 nucleotides long. NCBI's taxonomy places the organism in Eukaryota, Fungi, Glomeromycota, Glomeromycetes, Diversisporales, Gigasporaceae. The record is from the annotation of a GenBank genome assembly.